AUGUAAGUAAUAAAAGAUGUGAAAAAAUUACAUAAGGAUUUAAAAAAGCCUGAUAAGAGUCAUAAAUAUAAAUAAAUAAUAUAAGAAUUAUCAGAAUACUGUCUUUUUGGAGAUCAUCAAAAAGAAGAAAUAUUCGAGUAUCUAUAAUAAUAAUAAUUAUAUAGUUAUUUUGCAGAACAAAAUAUAUUAAACUUAUUUUACCAGAAACUUAAGUCAGCAAAUCCAUAAUUAACUAUUUUCAUUAUUGAAAGGAUGUCGAUGAUUAUGUAAAAUAUUAUGACAAUAUAGUUCUAAUCUAUAAAAUCCACUCAACCUAAAUUAUGUCUUAAGUAAUCCAGUUUUGCAUGAAUUUAUUAACCAUAACUAUGACUUUUCUAAUCCAGAAAUUGUAGAUUAUUAUGUGAAUUUCUUAAAAACUAUUGCUAUCAGAAUUAAUAGAGAUAAUUUAAAUCUUUAUUUCAAUUAGCGAUAUUGUUCAUUCCCUUUGUUAUGGUAGGCUUAAAAGUUUAUCAAUUAUCCAGAUGAAUUAGUUAAAAGCACUGUCUAAAAUAUCAUUUUAGGUUUGUCAAAAUGUAUAUUAUUAUAUAAUAUUCAUCAUAGUGUCAACAGAACCCUAAAGUGAAAAACAAACAGAAUUAGUUGUCUUAAAUUAGAAUAAAAUUAUGAAUCAGUUUAAACAUUAUCUAACAUCAUCACCUUUCAAUGAAGUGUACAAUAAAUAUAUAAUGCAAAUUUAAGAGAUUCUAUAAUCUAUCAAUCCAGAAUCAUUUGAUUAAUUAGAUAAACUGGAGAGCACUCUUCUAUUUUUUAAUGAUUUAAUAAAUGAAUGCCCAGUUUUAUCAACAUUGUUGGAGAAAUUAAUUUUAAAUUAAUUAAUUUAACCAAUUUUAGAUAGUUUAUUAUUGAAUAAAAAUUCUUAAAUAAGACUUGGUUAUGAAAUUGGUUUAUUUACAAUAUAUCUGUUACUAACAAAAUUACCUUUAGUUUAUUCAAUUAUGUCCUUUUUUUGUGAAGAUUAAAUUUUUAUUGAUACUACUAUGUAACAUCAUAUAUUAUAGAAAUAAUCGUAAAAGUGGGUUUAUGAUACAAGAAAUAUGGAAUAACAUUUUUAAUAAAUAUUUUAAAAGGAAUUUGAUGACAAUUAAGAAAAAAAUAAUUAAUUCGUUUAAAAUUAGAAAACUAAUUUAGUAUAAAAUCCAUAUAAAAAUCAAUUUAUUGAACUUUUGAGAGUAUUUUUAAGCUAUUUUUUUAGUCCAAACAUAACACAUUAUUGUAUAUAUAUUUAUCAAUCUGGUUUUUUGCAAAAUAAUAAAAUUAUCAAAUACCAUCUAUUUAGAUUAUCAAGGUAAAUGUUCUUAUUUAAUUAGUUAUUACAAUUAAAAGAGGAAAUAGUUUUUUCAAAAAAGCUUUUAGAAUUGAUAAUCUUAUUAAUGAUGAAUGAAGAUUUAAAAGAAUUGGAACAAUUUUAUUUAGAGUUACGAAAUAAAUUAGUUACAAUGAUUUCAAAUUUUAAAGUGACAAAUAAGAAGUUAAGUGAAGGAUUAGCUGUUAAUUGGGAUGUAAUUGAAAAAUUUGAUUGGGAUGAUUUUAAAUAAUCUUAACCAGAUGUUAAAUUGGAAGAUUUAAAACCAUAUGUUGAUAAUAGUAAACUAUCUGAAUUUAAAUAUGUUUAUCUGUGGAUUUUAAUAAAAUGUUUAGUAAAGAAUGUUCAAAAAAAGAAAGUUGAAAAUAUUUACUAAAUUGAUUAGGAAAUCUAACUACUUUAAGUUUGUGAAUUUAUAUAAAUACCAAAUUCAUAAAAUGUAAUAAUUUUAUAUAUAAAAUAUAUAGUAUUUGAUUCUUGAUGUUGAAUCAGGAUAUUUGAUUCAUGCUUGUCUUUAAUAAAAAUAAAAUACAGCAAUAGUUAAAUUUGUAUAACCUUUAAGAUCAAUUGAGUAAUCAUUUUAAGAAGAUCAUUUGAUACUAGAAUGUAAUACAUUAUGCAUAAAUUAAUUCAAACCAUAUAAGAUAAAAUUUUAAAAGGAUAUUAUAACAUCAGUAAUUGACAGAAUUUACCAAGCAUAACAAUCAAUGAGUUAAUUAAUAAUAAAUAAAUUGGAAGCACUUUUGUGA
Paramecium sonneborni is the source of this 2112-nucleotide messenger RNA. The record is from the annotation of a GenBank genome assembly. Lineage: Eukaryota; Ciliophora; Oligohymenophorea; Peniculida; Parameciidae.